AUGGAUGACGCUUCUUGGGACAAGGAGGGCCAGCGCAGGCAACUGUUCAGCGGAGCCAGCCCUCGUGCUGUCGACGUGAUCCGCAGGAGAAGAAUGACGUCGGGGCGCUGCCGCUUGCGAGUGGUCACAGAGCGUCUCCUCUGUGGACGACAGGGAGAUGCUGCCAAGGCCAAAGAAGCUUCGAAACCACUUCAGGGUCCACUGACACCGUUGCUAGCCCGUCGAAGCGCGGCAAAAUCGUACAAACGUCACUCUUCUCGCCCUAACAAAGAAGUUAAAUUCUACGAGAUCUGA
Pseudozyma hubeiensis SY62 is the source of this 294-nucleotide messenger RNA. RefSeq lists its product as hypothetical. The transcript has a single exon. Lineage: Eukaryota; Fungi; Basidiomycota; Ustilaginomycetes; Ustilaginales; Ustilaginaceae. Bases 1 to 294 code for a protein of 97 amino acids. The record is from RefSeq and is a predicted model, not a curated record.